Molecule: messenger RNA, 423 nt
Organism: Oncorhynchus masou masou (cherry salmon)
Lineage: Eukaryota; Metazoa; Chordata; Actinopteri; Salmoniformes; Salmonidae
Product: phosphatidylinositol 5-phosphate 4-kinase type-2 gamma-like
Exons: 5
Coding region: 1-423 (140 amino acids)
Biological process (GO): phosphatidylinositol phosphate biosynthetic process
Cellular component (GO): plasma membrane
Molecular function (GO): 1-phosphatidylinositol-4-phosphate 5-kinase activity; 1-phosphatidylinositol-5-phosphate 4-kinase activity
Source: RefSeq, a predicted model, not a curated record
AUGCCGUUAUUGCACAAGAUGAAUAUCACCAGGUCUGAAUAUCACCAGCACAUAGUGAUGUGUCACGGCAGCAAGCUGCUGCCUCAGUUCCUGGCCAUGUACCGAGUGACUGUGGAGAGUGAGGACACCUACCUCAUUGUUAUGAGAAACAUGUUCAGCUGCAGACUUGACGUCCACAGAAAGUACAACCUCAAGGGGUCCCUGGUGUCCCGUGAAGCGAGUUUCAAAGAGAAGGUAAGAGAGUUGCCAACGUGCAAAGAUGUUGACUUCAGGAAUAACAUGCAGAAGGUUUAUGUGAGUGAGGAGAAGGAGGGGAUAAUGGACAAGCUCAGAGACGUGGAGUCUGGAGCAGAAAUCUCCACCAUUCACCCUGAGCAGUACACCAAGAGGUUCCAUGAGUUCAUUGCUGAGAUCUUUGCGUAG